AUGACAGUAUUCAUUGGGGUCGUUAAGGCUCUUUACGACUAUGAGCCUCAAACUGAUGAAGAAUUGGCGAUAAAAGAAGAUGAUAUUUUGUACCUUUUAGAGAAAAGUGAUGUUGAUGAAUGGUGGACUGUAAAGAAAAGAGUAAUAGGAUUAGAUGCUGAGGAGCCAACUGGUUUAGUUCCUUCCAAUUACGUCGAACCUGCAAAUGUAAUUGGUACUGUCAGGGCCCUUUAUGAUUACGAGGAGGCUCAAAACCCUGACGAAGAAAUUACGUUUCUAGAAAACGAAUUAUUCGAUCUUUUUGAUGAUCAAGAUCAAGAUUGGUUACUGGUUCAAUCGAAGUCAUCGGGUGCAUACGGAUUUAUCCCUGGUAAUUAUGUGGAACCUGCUCAGGGAGCACCAACAACGCCGGCGGCUGCACCAGCACCAGCACCAAUAGCGCCUCCGGGGCCAACACCAAUUGCACCUCCAAUUAUGACACCUGCUGGUGCAGAUGAAUUACCACCUCCACCUCAACCUCAACGUCCUGGCAGAGAACCCGAAGAUGUCACUCCAGCAUUACCAAAAAGACCAAGAGAUCAAGAACCACCUUUACCUGAACCUCCAUUACCACCUAUGAGGGAUGAAGAGGAGCCCCCAUUGCCUUCUAGGCCUAGAGACAGAGUAGAUGAAGAUGAAGAUGAGGAGUUACCACCACCCCCUAAACCUGUAAGGCCCACCUCAACUGGGGGAGGUCCUAGCUUAGGUGGAUUAGCAGGUGCAGGAACUGAAAGAGAUGAUUACCGCCUAGGACGGAGAGUUGAAAGUGAAGAUGACUAUGAAGAUGACAAUUAUGGUGGCGGAUACAAUGAUAUGGGUCUAAAUUCAUCCGAUCAUCACACUUGGAGUAUCGCUGAAGUAGAUGGCCGUAAAAAGAAAAAAUGUAAAUUGACCGUUGGUGGUAGCAAGAUAUAUUUUGAACCUAGUGAUGGACCUCACGAAGAAUGGACCAUCGAUAACCUGACUACCUACGAUAAUGAAAAAAAGCACAUCUUUUUGGAGUUUGUGAAGCCUUACCGAAGUUUAGAACUUCAUGCCGGUAGUACUGAUACUUGUAACGAGAUUAUGUCUAUUCUAGGUGAAUACAAAGGUGCACAAAGAGAUCCAGGUAUCCGUGAAAUUGAAGAAGCUUCUAAACCAAAGAAAGAAGCCAACGUUGUUCACGAUUUUAGAGCUGAAGCCGAUGAUGAAUUGACCGUAAGGCAGGGCCAAGUGGUCUAUAUUAUCAACGAUAAGAAAUCAAGAGAUUGGUGGUUAUGCGAACUAGUGUCUAAUGGUCAAAGAGGUAUAGUUCCAGCAGAUUGCCUGGAAUCUGUUAAGGAAAAAAGUAGUAGCAGUGGAUUUUUUGGUUCAUUGAGAAAGAUUACAGGUAAUACGGACAAAUACAAUGCCAAACAAAAUGCUAAGCAAGCUAGUCAUAAAGAAAGGGAUAGAGAAAGGGAAAGAUUAAAGAACGGCAGUCAUGCACGCAACCAUGGACGCAGUGAAAGCGGUAGCUGGAAAGACGAUGAAGCUCAAAGCCUAAAUAGUGUUAGUAACGAAAGGAGAAACACGGAUAGAAGAAGAUCCAAUUCCAUGUCUGCUAAAAAAUCUUCAUCUGGUAGUACCUCCAAAAGUCAAUUUCCUGAUCCAAAGAAAACACGUAUAUGGGCCGAUAGAUCUAAUACCUUUAAAGUGGAGGCUCAGUUCAUUGGAUGCACAGAGGGUAAAAUUCAUUUACAUAAGGCUAACGGUGUGAAGAUUGCAGUGGCUGCUGGAAAACUGUCUGAUGAAGACUUAGUCUAUGUGGAACGUACAACAGGGUUCAGUUUGGAUAAAUUCAAAUCUAGGAGUUCGGAAGGUUCUGACGAAAAAAGGAAGAGAUCUACGAGAGAUCAAGAUGAUGAAGAACGUGAUAGAUAUUUGAGAGAAAAGGAAUUAGAGGAAUUGAGAAAGGCGAGAGAACUGUUAGAUGAGGAAAGAACUAGAAUGCAGGAGUUGACUGAAAAAAAACCUGCGAAACCUCCAAGACCACAGACAACUGGUGGUACCAAUACAAUGACACUAAACUAUCAACCUCAAUACGAUUGGUUCGAAUUUUUCCUCAACUGCGGUGUUGACGUUAACAAUUGCCAAAGAUAUACCAUCAAUUUUGAAAGAGAAAAGAUUACCGAAGAUAUGAUGAAAGACAUUAAUGAACCUAUGUUGAGAACUCUGGGUUUGCGUGAAGGUGACAUUGUAAGAGUGAUGAAGUACUUGGACAAGAAAUUUGACAGAGAACCUAAAUUGCCUCAAGGACAAGCUACUGGUGGAAUGUUCUCACAACCUGAUGGAUCCCUCAAAGUUUCAAAUGCAGAUGUUUCACCUGCACCGCCUCUUACACAAAAUCUUCUUCCUCAAGCUACUGGUGCAGCCGUCGCUCAACCAACACAAGCAUCACAGACUCCUCUUGAAACAGCUAUCCCUAAUGCGACUCGAAAUGCUGACGAUGAUGCCUGGACUUCCAAACCUGCAGCUAAGUCUGAAUCCAGCGUAUUGGAUAAGAAUAACAACUCGAAUUUCACUGGUUCUAUGCAAGACUUAAUCGAUUUGCGUCCAUUGGAACCCAAGAAGAAGGAACCUACUGCAGCUCCUGAACCCAAUCUCAAGGACUUGGAGCCAGUCAAGACAGGUGGAGAAACUAAGGCAGCUCCUUUAUCUUCAGCUCCAACUGGUGGUACAACUUUACAACCUUUGGAUCCUUUCAAGACUGGAGGUAACAACUUGUUACCACUGACUACCGGAUUUGUCAUGAUGCCUGUCGCAACCGGUGGUUUAAUGCCCAUGCAACGUACUGGUGGAUUGGCUAUGCCCCAGACGACUUUUGGUAAUCAGAACAUGGAUGGUUUGAUGCAACCUCAAAAGACAAACUCUGCGUUGAUGCCCAUGGGGUUGCAGACAACGGGUGGUUUAAAACCACAGGUUACAAAUCCAAGUUUGGCGCCAAUGAACUUCCAAACAACUGGCAGUAUGUUACAACCUCAAAGAACGAAUCCAGGACUCAUCCCCAUUGGUACCGGUGGUGCUAUGCAACCACAGGGGAACAGUAAUAUGAUUUCCAUGGGUACUACUGGCGGUGGUAUGAUGCCACAGACGACAUUUGGUUCUCAACCCAUGAGUCAACCUAUGGGAGCUUCAAUGCCCUUACAGACAACAGGGGGUACCAUGCCCAGAUUAGGGUCAGUUCUACCUGUCCAAAAGACAGGCAGCGGUAUAUUGCCACUUCAACCUACUGGAAGUGCCAUGCCCAUGCAGGCCACGGGAUCUGCCAUGCAUUUCCAAGGGACAGGUGGUUUUAUUCCCUUCCAGCGGACUGGCGGCAUGCCCCAGCAGCCCACUGGGAACCUUAUCCCACUACAAAGAACUGGCGGUAACAUGAUGCCUCAGACUAGCUUUGGUGCAAAUGUUACCGGUGGUGCCAACAUGAUGCCGCAAACUAGUUUUGGCGCAAAUGUUACUGGUGGUGCCAAUAUGAUGCCGCAAACUAGUUUUGGUACAAAUGUUACUGGUGGCGCCAAUAUGAUGCCACAGACGAGUUUUGGUGGACCACAGUUGACUGGAACUGGCAACAUGAUGCCUCAGACAAGUUUUGGUGGACCACAACUUACCGGAGCUGGUAAUAUGAUGCCCCAGACGAGUUUUGGAGCAAAUGUCACUGGUGGUCCGAACAUGAUGCCCCAAUCCAGCUUUGGUGCUCAACAGAUGACGGGUGGUGCCAAUAUGAUGCCUCAGACCAAUUUUGGAGGAUCACAAAUAUCGGGGGGAUUUCCCCAAACUUCCUUCGGUAGUGGGGCACAAGGUACUGGCGGAUACCCCGGUAUGGUUCAAUCAGUUCCACAAAUGACUGGAGGUUUCCAACAAAAUGGUCACUUUGGAUCUCAAAAUCAAUUUACCGGUGGACCAAUGCCCCAACAAUCUUUCCCAGGAAGUUCAUUUAACAGUGGUGUCGAUAAUGCUACUCAGGGAAUGCAAAACAUGUCAUUAUCGCAGGCUCCAUUACAGGCACAACCUACUGGUUUUGGGUUUGGUAAUGGUCCUCAGCAGCCACAGCAACCUCAACAGCAUGGCGCCAAGCAGGCCAAUUUAUUUAAUGCCACGCCUGAUAAUCCGUUUGGGUUUUAA
Zygosaccharomyces rouxii is the source of this 4179-nucleotide messenger RNA. RefSeq names its product cytoskeletal protein-binding protein SLA1 (gene SLA1). The transcript has a single exon. Gene Ontology annotation, molecular function: protein-macromolecule adaptor activity; ubiquitin binding; identical protein binding. Bases 1 to 4179 code for a protein of 1392 amino acids. The record is from RefSeq and is a predicted model, not a curated record. Lineage: Eukaryota; Fungi; Ascomycota; Saccharomycetes; Saccharomycetales; Saccharomycetaceae.